ACUUUAGCGUCGUCGAGUCUGUUCUCUAGACACGCGAUUUGGAAGCUCCGAAAAGAUGGCGCAAGACUACAACGAGUACCUCGCAGCCAGUGUGCUCAAUGAGCAACAGUUGGUGAGCUAUCGCAAUCUGAGCCGGGCAUUGAAAGUGCAUAGCAAUCUGGCCAAGCAGAUGCUGUAUGAGUUCCACCGCAAGCAGAACACGAAGAAGCCGGGCAGUGUACACGCAACAUAUCUUGUCACGGGCACGAAACAAUCGAGCACUCAGACGAACGGGACGCAAAGCCAAAAUGAUGGGGAAGACACUGUUAUGCAGAGCAGUCCACCGCUGCCCAGUAGCUCUUUCCAGAGACCAGAUGAGGAGGAACGGGAUUCGACACCGGUAAAGACUAUCAUGAUCGUGAAGGAGGAGAAUUUGGAACAGGCGAAAGCACAGUUCGAUGCAAUUACAGGGAUACACAUCUACAGUCUGCAGGCCAACGGCUUAAGCGAUAUACAGACAUUAACCGAAUGCAGUCGGAAGGUCAUGACGGACUAUGCAUCGGAGGAUCCUCUAAAAAAUUGGAAACAGUAUGGCGUGAUACAGAACCCGAACGUGAAGAGGAGAGAAAGACGAAAUGGACCUCCUCCAGCCGCACCUGUCCCGGCGAAGAAGGUCGAGCCCGUAAAAGCAGCUGCUCCUCCGACUUUGACCAAACAAGCCUCGACGGCCUCGAAUGUGUCUGCGAAAGCUGCAACAGAGCCUGCGAAGACAACAACAAGCAAGACAACAGCAGCGAAGAAAGAUACAUCGAAUAUCUUCAAGUCCUUUGCGAAAGGAGCGGCCUCUGCCAACGCGAAGAAGUCGGAAUCUCAGCAGAGCUCAAAGGCAGCCACACCUGCUCCAGCUGAAGAUGUCGAUAUGACAGGGUUCUCAGAGGAUGAUGACGAUGAUGGUGGAAGUGGUCUGGCCGAAGAGCCGGAAGCGAAACAACCAAGUGGACCAACGAAGAAAGAUCGCAAAGCGGAUCUUGAGGCAAUGAUGGAUAUGGAUGACGAGCCGAUGGAAGACGCCGCGCCCACGCCAGAAGCCGAGAAGGAUGAAGAGGAAGAAGCGCAUGACGAGGGCGCCAUUGACAAGCCUGCUGCCAAGGAGGAGCCGAAGGAGACGGUGACUGUAGAGAAUGGCAGGAGAAGAGGCAGACGUAGAGUCAUGAAGAAAAAGACUGUCAAGGAUGAAGAGGGGUAUCUUGUCACCCGAGAAGAAGCUGCAUGGGAGUCGUUCUCAGAGGAAGAGCCUGCACCAAAGAAGCCAAAGACCUCUGCGCCAGCCCCCUCGACAAACAAGCCCGCCGCAAAGAAGGGUGGCAAGCCCGGACAGGGGAACAUCAUGUCCUUCUUCGCAAAGAAGUAGAGGAGCGUGACAAUUUGAUCAAUGCUCGGGGAUAUUUGCUCACAGGUUGGCUGCGUAUAGUUAUUCUCCAGUAUAUUUUCUCUCAAGAUGAACCGGAACUAUACAUGCGCCAGCACUGCUGAGCUCAACCCUCGUUCGACACCUUUCACAAGCUCAUUACGCACACCAAAAGCAUUCUAUGUUCACUUGCUGUAGCCGCGAUUUCCAGGAAUUUUCAUGGACGCCGAGGGAUGCUUAGAAGAACUCAAACAACCUCGGAAUGUUUGAGCGUCAGAACUCUAUUCCGAAGAGAUGUGCUUCCUUCCUCCAAAAGGCGGCAAUUUCGAAACGCUGUUGCCGACUUUCAUUUCGCACAGUGGAACUCACUGCCAGUAGAGACCAAGACGCAUCCUAUGCCCAGGGC
Molecule: messenger RNA, 1793 nt
Organism: Cercospora beticola
Lineage: Eukaryota; Fungi; Ascomycota; Dothideomycetes; Mycosphaerellales; Mycosphaerellaceae
Biological process (GO): DNA strand elongation involved in DNA replication; DNA synthesis involved in UV-damage excision repair; nucleotide-excision repair, DNA gap filling
Cellular component (GO): delta DNA polymerase complex; nucleus
Molecular function (GO): DNA-directed DNA polymerase activity
Source: RefSeq, a predicted model, not a curated record